Osmerus eperlanus (European smelt) is the source of this 1486-nucleotide messenger RNA. RefSeq names its product multiple C2 domains, transmembrane 1b (gene mctp1b). Gene Ontology annotation, cellular component: synaptic vesicle membrane. NCBI's taxonomy places the organism in Eukaryota, Metazoa, Chordata, Actinopteri, Osmeriformes, Osmeridae. The record is from RefSeq and is a predicted model, not a curated record. Gene Ontology annotation, biological process: regulation of neurotransmitter secretion. Gene Ontology annotation, molecular function: calcium ion binding.
UUUUAGAGUAAACUCAUGGAUCUCAUGAUUUCGAAUAGGACUAAGCUGAAUGGGCUUGUUAUGGAACAUCUGUCUUUGUAUAGCACGUCAUCCACUAUGCUUACGCGUAACAAAACCUUGCUGACUAAACAGUAGUGGGGUAGCUACAGAAGAUCAAUUGCAGAACUACUCUCAAGUGCCGUUUGACAGGAUACUUCAGUGUAAUAGGUUUUACUCUUCACUCGAUAGCAUCAGCGCACCGUGUUUUAUCUUCUUUAUUGAGGCAAAUCGGACAAUGGAGAGAGGUGAAUGGAACGAGGAUGAAGGCUCGUCCGACCAAAACAAAUUGUUUAAACAAUUUCAAGCUAAAACCAAGCUUAAUCUCAGCCUUAAUCUUGGCUCAAGAGAGACAGCAGAGAAAAAGGAGAGGGGGAUGUGGAUGUUCAAGAGAAAGAAAAAGAGACAUGUUUUGGACGGAGUGAUCUCCUUGUCUCAACCCGACCUGCUCUGCUCCGCUCCUGUGGGUCUUGACGGAGAGGAGUCGCCCCUCUGCGGCAAAGUGAACCCCAGCUCCGGCUACAGCCGCAACAUUAGUCAAGCAGGCGCCAAAAGAAUGCAGUCCGACGCACAGACACCCAUCAGCAGCAUGGAGAGUAAGACGCCCGCGGUGGCUUAUCUGGUACAGUCCCACCACAAGAGCUCCUCUCUUGGUUCGGCGUGUUUGGAGCGGCUGAGUGAUGAACCGGCCGCCAGGAACCAGGCUGUAGCACUGGAAGAAGAUGAUCAGCUGCAGGGCAUGGGUGCCCAUGGCGCCUCGGGGGUUAACUCCCAGCGAGCCCUCCCCACCUCUACCAUGUACAAGCUGGACAUCGACCUGAAGAGGGGGAACAACCUGGCCAUCAGAGACAGAGGAGGGACCAGUGAUCCGUAUGUGAAGUUUAAGUUGUGUGGUAAAGAGGUGUUCCGCAGCAGAAUCAUCCACAAGAACCUCAACCCGGUGUGGGAUGAAAGUACCACUCUGUUUGUGGAGAACCUGCACGAGUCUCUAUACGUUAAGGUGUUUGACUACGACUUUGGCCUCCAAGAUGACUUCAUCGGCUCAGCGUACCUCUACAUGGAGUCACUGGAACACCACAGGACGCAGCCAGUGAUCCUGAAUCUGACGGAUCCUCAUCACCCUGACCAGGACCUGGGCACUCUGGAGCUGGACGUCACCCUCACCCCUAAAGACGGCCCCCUAGAGGAGCAGAAAGAUGCCACGCGUCAGGACACCCAGCGGCUGUCGGAGGUCCAUCGGAAGGCCCAGCUGUGGCGAGGCAUCGUCAGCAUCUCGCUCAUCGAGGGUCGCGACCUAGUCCCCAUGGACCCUAACGGCCUCAGCGACCCCUAUGCCAAGUUUCGCCUGGGGCCCCAGAAGUACAAGAGCAAGACCAUGCCGAAGACCCUGAGGGCCCUCACAGCCUCCAAGGAGUUCCCAGAAUCCCCAGGGCCUAUAUCUAUGGACUAA